Messenger RNA from Haplochromis burtoni (Burton's mouthbrooder), 1761 nucleotides. RefSeq lists its product as uncharacterized. Gene Ontology annotation, molecular function: phosphoric diester hydrolase activity. The record is from RefSeq and is a predicted model, not a curated record. Lineage: Eukaryota; Metazoa; Chordata; Actinopteri; Cichliformes; Cichlidae. Bases 145 to 1080 code for a protein of 311 amino acids. The transcript is spliced from 4 exons. Gene Ontology annotation, biological process: lipid metabolic process.
UUAGUUCCCACAGUAAUCUCCCAAAUCACCAAAUUUUGCCUCUGACACCUCAACUCCCCGCUCUCCCUGUUCGACACUCCCAGGACGUUUCUGGACUGGACCGAGGACGGCUCCCCAGCUCAUUUCAGGACUGGAAAAUCAGAAAUGAGGAACAAUAUGAGACAAGAUUCAGUGAAAAUGCACAAGUUGUUAAUCGAACUGGUCCUGCUGGGAGUCAUUAGUUUGAGUAACGGUGCAAUCCAGAGGCCUGACUAUGAUGACACACCCAACCCAGAGUUCCUCAACCCGGCCUGGAUGGCCAGCAUCCCUGAUGAUCGGCUGCUGUCAGAGAUCACCAUGCCUGGGACACACAACACCAUGGCCCUAUAUGGUGGAGUGUAUGCAGAGUGCCAGACCUGGAACCUGGCCUCCCAGCUCCGUGCUGGUGUUCGCUUCCUAGACAUCCGUGUGCGUCAUGUCAACGGAAACCUCACCAUUCAUCACGGGGUGUCCUACCAGCGAGCGCACUUUGGCGACGUCCUGGAGGGAGUGACUGACUUCCUGCAGGAGUAUCCAACUGAGACAGUGCUAAUGCGUCUAAAGGAGGAGUUCAGUGAGACGGGUGACAUCUAUGGUGCUGUGGUAGACUACAUCAAUCGCUACUCUCACUGGGACCUGCUGUGGCACAGCCGACUCGUGCCAACCAUGAGUGAGGCUCGAGGGAAGAUCAUCAUCCUGCAGAACUUCAAUGGGCCAGAUCUGGGGAUGCGUUAUGAUUCAAUGGACAUAGCUGAUGACUGGAAGGUGCCCACACUGGCACAUGUGCAGGAGAAAUGGCAGAGUGUCUACAACCACUUGGAGGCUGCACCUUCAGGAAACAAAGCCCAGAUUUUUCUCACCUACAGCAGUGGAGCCGGAGUGUUCGCGCACCCCAGGGCCGUCGCACAGCUCAUCAACCCACAGCUGUACGAGUACCUGAGGGCCAAGACGGACCUGAACCAGCGCUUUGGAAUCAUAUGCAUGGACUUUCCCGCUGCCCCUAUUAUUCAAAUGAUCAUUGACUUCCAAUUAAAAGAGGCUUUUAAGACAGAGCAGGUCUAAUAACACAAUUCUUAGCCACUUAACUUUCUCACUGACAAAGUAAUUAAUCAAACGUUUCGGUGCUAAUAUCUGACUGAGCUCGACAAAAGUAAUUAUGAUGGAAAGUUUGCCUGGGAUGAAAUGUCUCAUCUGCAAAAGAUUUGGGGAAUAAAAUAAAUGCAACUCAAAAAUAAAUCAGAGGUGGCACCAAGUGUUUGAGUUUUUGACAGUAAUGAACUGCUGUGAAAACUGCUGACAUGUGUUGUAAUUGCUGUGGGGACACUGCAGUGAACAUAAAUCACCAGUUAGGUCAUAUGGAAAUUGGAAUAAAGCUUAAACAAGCCAACUGAGUAACAUUAAUGUUCUUGAACUCGUAGAGUUUAACAUGAGUCCAACACUUUAGAGAAGCUUGAAACAGCCUCCUCUAUGACCUCUAACCAGCACCAUACUACCAGGAGCUGUUUUCAUCCAGUCACAUGGUGGCAGCAUUGCUUUGUUAGUGGUACUUCCAUCUUCCUCUGGCUUACUGCUUACUGUAAGCAGUGAACAACUAGCUUAACCUUUGCAUCUCAGACCCAUUCCAGCUGUCCAAAUUUGCAGAACUUGGACCACAUUUCUUAAUUGAAGCUCCAUUAAACAAACUCCACUGAUUUUUAUGCAGCAAUGUUUGUUUACUACUCUUGUUUUCAUGUAGAAAAGCAU